Messenger RNA from Acanthaster planci (crown-of-thorns starfish), 2641 nucleotides. It is a transcript of the gene trip13, whose product is annotated as thyroid hormone receptor interactor 13. The record is from RefSeq and is a predicted model, not a curated record. Gene Ontology annotation, cellular component: nucleus; chromosome. Gene Ontology annotation, biological process: reciprocal meiotic recombination; meiotic recombination checkpoint signaling. Lineage: Eukaryota; Metazoa; Echinodermata; Asteroidea; Valvatida; Acanthasteridae. Gene Ontology annotation, molecular function: ATP hydrolysis activity; ATP binding.
CAUGCAGUACACGGGCGUCUAUCUAGUAUCUUCAGGCCGGCCGGCGGGAAUAGUCAAAAUAGUGUAAUCAUCAUCUUACAUUAUUAUGAUCAAACAGUGUCAACAAAAUAUGAUUUUUGUCAUCCACAGAGGAGUGCUUCGUUGAUUUGCGUGUGUAUUCACUCGGUUUGGACUAAAUUUUUUUCGACCGUUUCGUUCUCAAAUUUAUUAGAGUUUCGAUAUCGUACUUCAUGUAUGCUGUCGCAUGUAUAGGCCUACGUCAGACUCCAUUUGGACUUUUUCGCCUUUUUACCGGAGUCACUCCAAUCCGACGCGACAACGUAGUACUUGUACUUAGUAGCCAGUGAUUUUAGUCAGAAAAAGCUAAAACCUAGUAGGAAUCAUCUAUGAACUGCCACGUAGUCCUACACAAGCUGCAAGACAUGUAUCGAGUCACCGAUCUGGAAGAUGCCUUGCCAGUCACACCGACCAAGUCUGUCCAUGUAGAGAUCUGCCAGAGCCCGUGCAGCACAGUGCACAGGGAAUCCAUCAAGGAUCACGUGACUAAGCUGCUUCACAGACAGCGGGUGUCCUAUGGGGACAUGACCCUGACGGAAUUUGACGAUCCGUAUCUGAAGGAGCACGUCAAGUGGGUUGCAAUAUGCGACACAGAGUUGGACGUCUCUGGCAAGCAGGCAAUUGAUCUGUGCCAAUCAGAGCUUCACCUCCAUGUGUUCCAACUUUCCAAUGAGGGUCCAGGGAUGGAAGAACUGGCGGACGAAGAGAUUGCAGCUGCCUCCCAUUGGCUGCUGCCGGCAGCUGACUUUGAAGGUAUCUGGGACAGUCUUGUCUUUGACUCCUGCGUCAAGUCCAGCCUCCUGCACUACGCCACCACAACACUGCUGUUCUCUGACUGCAAGGUGGAUCCCAACAUCAUAUCGUGGAACAGAGUGGUCCUACUGCACGGUCCACCUGGCACAGGAAAGACCUCGUUAUGUAAAGCCCUGGCCCAGAAACUCUGCAUUCGACUAUCUGACAGGUACAGCUAUGGUCAGCUGAUUGAGAUCAACAGUCAUAGUCUCUUCUCCAAGUGGUUCUCGGAGAGUGGCAAAUUGGUGAUGAAGAUGUUUCAGAAGAUCCAGGAGUUGAUUGAUGACCAGGAUGCCUUGGUCUGUGUUCUCAUCGAUGAGGUGGAAAGCCUGACAGCAGCCAGAAAGAGUUCACUCAAUGGCACCGAGCCAUCUGAUGCAAUCCGCGUCGUCAAUGCUCUCCUGACACAGAUCGACCAGAUAAAACGCCACCCCAACGUCCUGAUUCUAACCACUUCCAACGUGACUGAGGCCAUCGAUCUGGCCUUUGUUGACCGGGCGGACAUCAAGCAGUACAUCGGACCCCCAUCACCAUCAGCCUGCUUCAAAAUCUACCACUCCUGCAUCAAUGAACUCAUGCGGGCACGUAUCAUCAGCCCCGCUCAGCAACUUCUUGACCUCAGGGCGCUAGAGGUCAUGAGGUUCAUAGAGAACGAUGCCACGAAACUCAGUCUAAAGCUCAAGGAAAUUGCCUGUAAGAGCGAAGGACUUAGUGGUCGGACCUUGAGGAAGUUGCCUUUCCUAGCCCAUGCUCUCUUUGUCAAGGCAAAUCCAGUGUCUCUUGAAGACUACCUCGCUGCCCUCUCAGGAGCUGUUGACAAGCAGUUUGAAGAACGCCAGCUGCUAAAAGACACUUGAAUCCGUUCAGUCCCAGUUGAUGUCUGGUGACCUUCCACUUAUACAUAACCAAGAAUACUGACCAAAGAAAUAAAAAAAGAAAAAGGAAAAAAACACAUGCAGUUUUCCCAAGCAGAACAUGACUGUGAACGACUCCUAUAUCCAGAAAAGGCAGACUAUGUCAUGAACUGGCUAGCAGUCUUUUCAGUUUGUAACCAAUGUUACCCACUCAAUGUUGUUUCGUGUACCAUAGUUUUUGUUCAGUUAUCAAUAAUUAGCAGGAAUCUUUUUUACCUUGAGCAUAAAAACCUUAAGCAUUUUGAGUUGUGAACAGUCAAGAGUACAUUCAGGUUUAUGGUCAUAGGCUGCCAGAAUGGUAGAACAGGAGAUGGUGCCUGGCAAUGGUGAGAGAUAUUCAAUCAAAUAUCUCCGCAUUGGAAAACCACUGGUCCUCCAAGAUAGAGAUUUUUCCCUAUUUUGAGGGAAAACAGUCUCAACAUAGGGAUAAGGAUAGGUUGUGCCAAACACCUCGGGGGGCCGCUUUUUUUUUGCCAUUUCCCAGGAUGGGGUAAUGUAUAGUUGAGAUAAGCGAUCAAUAGGUGUGAAGCCUCUCAAAUAAGUUAGUACAGUUAGUAGCUUAUGCUUUGUUUCACCACCAAACUGAAUGCACUGGCAGACCAGGUUGUGGGGGGAGGGGCCAAGCAGCCCUCAACUGAAGCUUUCAUAUAAUAACUCAGGAAAAACAAGGCUUUAGUGUCAGUUACAGAAGACUUGACUACACGUACUUUUGUUUACAACUGGAUUGGUAAUUUGGUCAACCAGUUUUUUGUUUAACUUAUUGCUCUCGGUAGCAAUGUACCCUAUGUGUUGUACAGUUAUUUGUUUUUAUGUUAAGCUGUCGGGAAUGGAAUGUUUCAAAUAAAUGAAAAGGCCACUACCACUUGAACAGCAUUAAA